Messenger RNA from Linum tenue, 3320 nucleotides. The record is from the annotation of a GenBank genome assembly. NCBI's taxonomy places the organism in Eukaryota, Viridiplantae, Streptophyta, Magnoliopsida, Malpighiales, Linaceae.
UUCAAAUCAAAAUCACAUUCUUGUCUCUCAAUUUCAAGCUCUCAUCGGAAACCGCGAUCCGGAUUCACGAUCAUGAGUCGUAGUAGCAAUCGAGAUUUGUGGUCGGAACUGGUCGCCGAAGAGGAAGGCGAAGGGGGCCGCCAUCAUAAUCAGCAGCCCCAAGCGAUUUACCGGCGUCGGCUCCCCCAAUCCCGUCCGGAGCCGCCUCCCGCUUCACUCCAUCUGAAUCGUCCGAGUUUCGCUGUUCCACCUCCCGUCAAGCGAGUCAGCUGGAAUCGUUCCCUUUCUACCAGAGGGAGGGUAAGCAUCGCCGUUUUCGCUUCUGUAGACGAUCGGCCUCAAAAGAGGGAGGGUAAGCAGAAGCCGCCGCCCAGGGGAAACGGGAACGCAAAGGGGAAGGGAAAGGGAAAGCCGCCUGUUCAUAGACCGCAGCCUCCAAACUUUGAGAAAGAACUGGAAUACUUCAAAGAGGUGGAUGCUUUCGAUCUGCUGGAAGAGAGUCCUUCUCCCAAACACAUUUCCACUUGGGUCGCAACCAAUGAAGCGGAUGCUGCUGCUGCCGUCAAGCCUGUCUCUUCCAGAUUACCCAAUUGGUUAAUCUCACACAACUUCAACUCCGACUCCAAUCUAUCCACCACAUUGUCUAAGAUACUUGAAACUCCGGCCGUGCGUUCCGCUAAUGGCGUUGGAGGGUUUAAGUUGAAGACCCCAGAAAAGUCUGCCUCCAAUAUCCGUUCUUAUAAGCAUUCUACCCUGGCAAGAAUCCACGCUUACUUGGAAGAUCAGUUUGUUGCCCAGACAGACAGCGGCGAGGAAACUAUGUCUGGUGAUGGAUGCCGAGACAUUGAGGCAGCUGUUAAGAAGCUGUCUCUGGCUUCGACAUCUUCGUUGGAUCUUGACUUUGCGGAUCCUUUCCCUGCUCUGUUGGCUUACUGUGGCCAAUCAGCCCCAUCAACGUUACUAGAUGUGUUCUCCAAAUACUGCGACCCAAAAGAUAUUGUCAAACUGGGUGAAGGCACUUAUGGAGAAGUCUUUAAAGUGGGCAACACUGUCUGUAAACUAGUACCAAUUGAUGGAGACUCGCGUGUUAAUGGAGAAAUACAAAAGAGAUCAGAAGAACUCCUUGAGGAGGUCAGACUUUCAAAAACUCUUAAUGCUCUAAGAGGGGAUGCUGCAGCUCAAAAUGCAUGCACAACAUUCAUAGAAACUCUGGAGUACGUGUCUUUACUCUUACGUCCUAAAGCCCUCCCUUUGAUUCUCUUGCUUUUCCUUUCAGCAAUUAUUGUCUGUUUCUGGUUAAGGGUGUGCCAAGGUCCUUAUGACCCUGUAUUGAUUAGAGCAUGGGAAGAUUGGGACGAGCAGAAUGAUUCAGAAAAUGAUCAUCCUAAGGGGUUCCCUGAGAAACAGCGGUAUGUGGUAUUUAUAUUGGAACAUGGUGGCAAAGACCUUGAAAGCUUUGUGCUUAAGAACUUUGAUGAAACACGUAGUUUACUCGUCCAGGUAGUAUCUGGUUUGGCAGUUGCAGAAGCAGCAUUUGAAUUUGAACAUCGGGAUCUUCAUUGGGGAAAUGUUCUCUUAAGUCGAAAUGAUUGCACCAAAGUGCAGUUUACCCUCGAAGGAAAGAAAAUGAUUCUCAGAACAUUUGGAUUGUCGAUAUCCAUAAUUGAUUUCACUCUGUCCCGAAUUUGUACUGGUCAAGAUAUACUCUGCUUUGAUAUGUCAUCUGAUCCUUAUUUGUUCAAGGGACCAAAGGGGGACAAACAGGCAGAAACAUAUAGAAAGAUGAAGGAGGUAACACAGGAUAUUUGGGAAGGAAGCCACCCAAGGACAAAUGUCUUAUGGUUGCUGUACUUGGUUGACAUCUUGCUUCUGAAGAAAUCAUUUGAACGUUCUUCUAAACAUGAAAGAGAGAUGCGCUCACUGAAGAAGCGGUUGGACCAGUACAACUCAGCCAAAGAAGCACUCUUUGAUCCUUUCUUCAGCGACUUGUUGGAGGAGGUUAACACAUGAAGUCAAGUCACAAGCGGAAACAGCCACGACACUAGAGGUGCUUCUUUCAGUUCCCGCUGCUUGUUUACCUAUACAUGAACACACACAUGAGGUGCUAGGGAAAGCUCGAUGAGCAGGGUAUUUAUAGAUUGAGGUUGUGAAAGUGUUAAGUUGGUCAGGGAGUUAAUUAAGUGUAGUUAGGAUUGCACCAACGAAUGAUGCUGAUUUCUAUAUAUCUCCAUGCUAGACUAUUCUGCUUGAUCUUUAAUCUGAUGCUGGAGAUAAUGGGAAUUGUGGAACACUGGAACUCGAUAAAGGAAAGAAAAAAAUGGGUUGAGGCAGGGUGAAUGGAUAGAGUACUAGGAAUGUGAUUCAGAACUCCCGAUUUUAGCGCUAGAAUUUGAUGGGGAUGGUUGCUCGUACUAGGAAUGGGUUUGCCAUUGUGGGAUGAGAUCAUGAGAAUGAGAUGGUGCUGAGUAAUGUGGGUUUCUCUGCUUUAUAAACCCUUUUAACUAUAACUAACAAGCUCUAAACGUAUUGCAUAGCUGACAUUGGUUGGUGCCUGAAGUUGGGGACAUUUGAUUUAAGACUUGUGUGUGAGUGCUGUUACUUUUCCUGUCCCUGUUAUAUUAUGAUGAUGCUGAUCAUCCUUUUCUUCUUGUGUCUUUUCCUUUUUGAAAAGACUAGUAGUAUAAGAAUGGAUCUUGUGUGAUCAUCCCGCACUCCGGAGGGAGGCAGUAGGGACGUUUCGUCGAACUGUAAAGUUCGGCGGCGGGUAUGAAACAACAUGCCCCAACCACAACCCAAUUGCCUGUUUGUUCGCUUUAGUUUCUUCUUAACUUUGGUUUGUAAACUUUGUAGUAGUCUGAUUCCACAUCGUGAAGGUUAGGGGGAUUGAGAAUUCUGGUAGGCGGAAUAUUGCUCCUAUGCUUUUCCUUUCCCCCUAGAGCUGUAAUCAUGCAUACGUCGGAAAAGUGGCAGUAAGGUUAGUGGUCGCCGGUAGUGUUCUGUAAAGGAGGUGAUGUGUGUGCUUUCUGCAGAUCAGGCCUAGUCAACAGAAGCUGCUUUUGAUUCAUAUCUCUCUCUCUCUCUCUCUCUCUCUCUCUUCAUUUAUGUUUUUGCCUUGUACAAAGUCGGAUAUCAAUCCAUGUGGGAGGAUUUGUUCUCUUGAGUGAUGAGUCUUGUCUCUCUGCCCUUUUUUCUUGCUUCCUUCAUGCAUCUUCAUAAUAAAAUAGCAAGCAACUUCCACUCUUUCUAUCUUCUCCCCAAUUGGUCUAAUGAGAAUUAGCAGUAUAUCUUAUCCCCAGCUAAAGCACUUUUAGUAAGUUGUU